Molecule: messenger RNA, 819 nt
Organism: Asterias rubens (European starfish)
Lineage: Eukaryota; Metazoa; Echinodermata; Asteroidea; Forcipulatida; Asteriidae
Exons: 6
Coding region: 62-751 (229 amino acids)
Source: RefSeq, a predicted model, not a curated record
CCGGUCUCGUUAACAAGCUUUAUAAGAGUGUCCGGAAAUCUUCGUGACCGCUGCCAGCAAAAUGGACUUUGGAGAAAAUGUGUUCUUGUUACUGGUUCUGGUCUGCUUCGCCAAUAUAGCUGAAGUGGCAUCCCAGUUUGAUCUGGGUAAUUUUGAUCUGGGUAAUAUUGAUCUGGGUGACAUUGGGGGUGAGAUUGGCGAUAUCCUUGGCGAGACUGACGGGAUUUUCGACGUGGGAGCGGUUGACCAGAUUCUUACAUCUGCCCCUGGGGACGGGGGAAGCAUGUCGUCCGAGCUGACCUGCUUUACAUGUGCAACCCAGGACACUGAAGAGCAUCAUUCGAACUGUUUAGCCCCAACUCCGGACACCGUGUCUGUGGUAACAUGCAGUGGGGAGCUGGCUGGACACACCCCUCACUGUGGCGCUCUAAAGGCCACGGUCUCAAAUGCAAUUGCCGGUAACCAAGAAGAGAUGUCUGUGAUCGAAUGGUACUACCGUGGCUGUGUACCAAUACCUAACCAUAGGGAGUACGGUGACAAAUGCUUCGUAAACACAGACCUGGACACCAAAAUCAGCGAGCUGAUGGGCACAACUGUCAAACAGCUCUUGGGUACCGCUGAAGAUGCCACCGUUGAAAGUGAAGGUUGUUUCUGUAUGCAGAAUCUCUGUAAUGGGGCUCCCUCAUCGUUCAAGUUUACAUCUCUGAUCGCUCUGCCUCUUUCACUGGCUGUGAAUGCUCUCCUUACUUAGACCGCACCGACAACAACCAAUCUAUUACCCUACCUUAAAGACAGUGGACACAUUGGUAAUUGUCAAAG